Entrophospora candida is the source of this 372-nucleotide messenger RNA. The record is from the annotation of a GenBank genome assembly. NCBI's taxonomy places the organism in Eukaryota, Fungi, Glomeromycota, Glomeromycetes, Entrophosporales, Entrophosporaceae.
AUGAAAGAAAAUAACGCUAAAUUGGUACUCAACCUAAUUCCAAUUACUUCCUGGUGGAAAAAUGCUCGCAGUAAAAUAAAAGAAAGUGAAUGGGAUAUUAUAAGAAAGAAAGUAUACCAACAGGCAAAUUAUAUUUGUGAAAUCUGUGGAAUUAACGAGCAAAAUUAUUUAGGGAUUAAAAAAGUUAGGUUAGAAGCAAUUUGUCGCCUUUGUCAUUUGUCUCAACAUAUGGGAUUUGCCUCAGUAAUUGGUAGAGAUAGAGAAGCCAAAGAGCAUUUAAAAAAAGUGAACAGACGCAACGCAAAUGUCUAUUUUCCUGAAAAAACUUAUAACAAACUUCGGCAAAUUGCUGGACCGAAAAUUAGUCGUUUU